AUGGCCAAGCCGCAGGAGAUUGUGUUCGACAACAGCGGCAAACGUCCGCUGAAUGUCCCUGGCUUCAAUUGUCCUUACGAUAUCGAACUUGGUUCGCAGUAUCGUUUCCAACACGGUGCCAAUGACUUCACGGCCCCGCGGCUUACCGCCCGCGAGAUUGCCAUGCUCCGUGUUAUGAACGCCCUCACGGACAAACCCAAUUGGCACAGCAAGAUCCUCGACGAAGCAAUAUCCGAGAAGUGGAGGGCGGAAGCCCUGGGGAUGCCUCUCAUGAGUGAGAAGUCGUGGGCCUGGUGUCUUCAAGAGCUACGUGAGAAAGCAAAGGACUACCAGGAGAAGCAAAGGGUGCUCUGUCUCGACUCUGCGUCCAGAGUCUGCAAGUCAGACACGUUGGUGGGUGAGGAUGUCCGAUCAGCACUCAACAAGGCUGUACAGCCACUGCUCAACAUUCCGGAUGACAAGAAGGACUGGCACCCAAACUCGAACGACCAAGUUCUCAACUUGAUACAUCCAUCUCUGUAUCCGUUGGUGUUUGGAACCACCCAAGCACUGGUUGACGGUGGCGAGGUAAAAUUGGGUGAUCUGACCUCAUAUGCCCAGACCCGCCCCUCGCCUGUCCCCGAGGUUCGCGAGAACACGUCAAAUCCGUAUGGUUAUCACCGACACGGAGUGAAUCCAUCGGAACGCUGGUCUCGACGGUUUCAAUGGCUUCCUUGUGAGGUCCAGUUCAACGGCGAUUCGGAAACUGGGGUGCGCAUCACUUCGUACAUUAACAACCUGCACCCACGACACCAGGACCUGUAUGCGGCCAUAGAGAAGGUGCUUUCCCUAGCCAUUGAGCCUUGGAAUGAUAUUCUUAUUCAUGGGAAAUCGUACCAUGGCCGUACUCCAGUACGUAUUAAAACAUGUGGAGCACAAUUCUCAGUAGAGCUUCCAGACUGGUAUGAAGGACUGUGGGAAAUUGAGAGAAAGAAGGACGAGCAGCCCAAGGCAUACGAAGAGGCUCUCGCCAAAGUCAAGGACUUUCUCACGUUACCAAACAGCGAUGUCUAUCAAGACACGCAUGAUAGUGAUGACGAAGACGACAUACCGCUUCAGGACCCAGCGUAUAUCGAGGAGUAUGGCCUGCCGUCUGCGGUCGAAGAAAAGCACAAACGAGUGCGUACCGUCCUCCACCCCGAACCAGGAGUCUCCUUCUCCUAUGAUCAGUGGAAAGCGGGCCAAGUCAGUAACGGUGUUGUCAACCCGUAUCGCUCAAGUGGUUGGGGGAGAAGAGAGAUUGACCCCUUUGCUGUCACACAUAAGUUCUCAACGGUAGACCUCCGGCGUGACUUUAGCACCCAGGGCCUUCAAGUCAUUGUCAAACUCUCGAGUAUAGAGCUAACACCUGAGAAAACGUCAUAUGCUGGUGGCAACUGGCAUAUCGAAGGCAUGUUAAACGAGCAUAUCGUCGCCACAGCAAUCUACUACUACGAUGUUGAGAAUGUGUCAGAAUCGCGGAUUUCAUUCCGCAACGAGGCGGGUAUGGACGACGAGAACCUUCAGUAUGAGCAGGACGUCCAUGGACCACUGAUUGAGAUUUUCGACGUCGAAGGUAACUCGCUGCGCGACGAGCCAGCACUGCAAACCCUUGGAUCCGUCUCGACGCCACAGGGUCGGUUAAUUGCCUUUCCCAACACCUUGCAGCACAAGGUUGAGCCUUUCCAACUCGUAGACAAGACCAAGGCAGGGCACCGCCGGUUCCUGGUGCUGUGGCUGGUUGAUCCUCAUUACAGAGUCGCAUCAACUCGCAAUGUUCCUCCUCAACAGCAUGACUGGUGGGCCCCGGAAGGAUAUGACAAGGUGGACUUCUCCAAAUUACCGCCUGAAAUUCUGAAGAUGGUUACAAGCGAAGUUGGCGACUGGCCCAUGGGUUUGGAGACAGCCAAGAAGCUGAGACUCGACUUGAUGGAAGAAAGGACACGUGGUCAGCAAGCGAUAGAUGCUGGAGUUGCAGAGUACAACUUCUGUGAACAUUGA
Molecule: messenger RNA, 2019 nt
Organism: Neoarthrinium moseri
Lineage: Eukaryota; Fungi; Ascomycota; Sordariomycetes; Amphisphaeriales; Apiosporaceae
Exons: 1
Coding region: 1-2019 (672 amino acids)
Source: RefSeq, a predicted model, not a curated record